GUGGCCGGGGGAAUAACUUCUGCUCUUUACUUUUCCUGUCCCAGUAUAAACACAACGAAACCCGAACAAAAUCAAAUCAAAUAUCAAAAAUGCUGUUAGUCAUUGGGAUAAUUGUGGUGCUUUUGAAAUCCGCUUGGGGCUCCAUCAUCACAGUCGAUGCCCACGAGACUAUGUGCUUCUUCGAUCACGCCAGUGUCGGCGAUAAGGUCACCAUAUCCUUUGAGGUCAUGGAGGGUGGCUUCAAGGAUGUGGGUGUGGAUAUCUCGGGACCAGGAGACGACCCAUUGCUGCACUCGGAGCAGGACACCAAGGGCAGUUUCACCUUCUCGGCUAUGAAAGAUGGCCAGUACAACAUGUGCUUCGACAACAGAAUCUCCACGCUGACUCCCAAGGUCCUGAUGUUCCAGUUUCAUGUUGUCAGGACCCUCGAAUACUACUCGGAUCCCUCCAAACGAAGGGACGAUGUCGUGGAGCAGGCCAGGGUUCAGGCCAUGAUCAACGCAUUGUCCGCCAAACUGGGAUCCGUAAAAAUGGAGCAGGAAUACAUGCACUUCCGCUAUCGCGGUCACCUGGAUGUCAGCGAUAUGGUUCACUUUCGGGUCACCGCGUGGUCUGUAUUUGGACCCAUGAUGCUGCUCAUUAUGGCCAUCUUGGAGGUGUACUAUUUAAAGCAUUUCUUCGAGGUCAAGCGAGUGGUUUAACCUGCACCUCCUAAAGUUUCUUUUUCAGACUG
Messenger RNA from Drosophila rhopaloa, 733 nucleotides. Its product is annotated as transmembrane emp24 domain-containing protein 2. NCBI's taxonomy places the organism in Eukaryota, Metazoa, Arthropoda, Insecta, Diptera, Drosophilidae. Bases 90 to 701 code for a protein of 203 amino acids. The transcript has a single exon. Gene Ontology annotation, biological process: Golgi organization; intracellular protein transport; endoplasmic reticulum to Golgi vesicle-mediated transport. The record is from RefSeq and is a predicted model, not a curated record. Gene Ontology annotation, cellular component: Golgi apparatus; endoplasmic reticulum; endoplasmic reticulum-Golgi intermediate compartment.